AUGGCGGGCGUCUUCUGGGGAGGCGGGAGGGCGGACGAGGUGGCCGACUUCGACGAGUACGAUCCAACCCCCUACGACGGCGCUGUGGGCUCUGGGUACGGCUACGGGAGGAAGGGACACGGCGACGACGACGAGCAGAAGGCGUACCGGAAGCCGAAGCCGGCGUACGGGGACGACGAUGAGCACCAGGCGUACCGGAAGCCCAAGCCAUCCUACGACGGGGACGAGAGGCCCAGCUACGGCCGCAAGAAGAAAGGUGACGACGAUGACUCCGAUGACGACGAGAAGAGGAAGCCGCGCUACAAGAAGUACGGCGACGAUGACGACUCCGACGACGACAAGAAGAAGCGAUACGAGAAGAACAACCGCCGGCGCUACGAUGACGAUGAUUAA
This is a messenger RNA of Panicum virgatum (switchgrass), 393 nucleotides long. RefSeq lists its product as uncharacterized. The transcript has 2 exons. Lineage: Eukaryota; Viridiplantae; Streptophyta; Magnoliopsida; Poales; Poaceae. Bases 1 to 393 code for a protein of 130 amino acids. The record is from RefSeq and is a predicted model, not a curated record.